Messenger RNA from Colletotrichum phormii, 396 nucleotides. RefSeq lists its product as uncharacterized. Bases 1 to 396 code for a protein of 131 amino acids. The transcript has a single exon. The record is from RefSeq and is a predicted model, not a curated record. NCBI's taxonomy places the organism in Eukaryota, Fungi, Ascomycota, Sordariomycetes, Glomerellales, Glomerellaceae.
AUGUUGGCAAGGAUUAGAAACCGGAAUACUCCCGUCGCACCUGCGCACCAGGUAAUGAUGGACAGUAUGGAGCUUUCGCCGCCAGCUCUUCAUCAAGUUGGAAACCAAUUACGUGCCCCACCCGAGAUUCGGAAGUGGAAGGACCUUCGGCAGUGGCUUGCGCAGAAUCCCGUUGGGCCCCAGUUGCAGCAGUACCUUGCAGUGAUGCAGAGGUCGCAAUUCGCGAGAUAUAUGCAAAGGAAAAUGGAGAAGCGUAAUCAGGAAGAUCAACGGAAACGGCAACUUGAGCAGCAGCAGCCGCAGUUGCAGCACAGUGGCAUGCCGGCGAAUAUGAGAACGCCAAACCAGUCAGGCAUGUCUUCUCAAAGUCAUGUGAAUAUGGGUCCGGGGGCAUAA